AUAACAUCUAACGUCAAAUCUCAAUCAAACAAUUUCACACGACUCCUAAUUAUCAUCACCGUCAUGACUCUUUGUCGAUUGUCUGCGCCCCUUUUUGAAGAUCGCCACUGACGCGGUGAGAGGCACGUGAUUGCUCUAGCUCCACCUGCAGCCCGAUUAGCGCAUCCGGCUCUUCAGAUUUCCGUACCUGGAAGAUGGCCUGAGCCGCUAGUCUUUGAAAAUAUUAAACAUUCGAGGCGCGCUUCUCAACACAGUCAUUAUCGCUCCUCGUCUCCAUCACUCCUUUGCGUGGCUGGCACAAUGGACUCUCUUCUUGCGAACGGCACUCUCAAUGCCACCCUGGUAUCCUCAGACACUUAUUUCGGCAUCUACAACGAGUUGUCAAAGUACAACAUUCAAUUGAACAUUUUCGAGCGACUUUGGGCGACCUGGUAUGCCUAUAUGCAAAAUGACGUCCUCGCGACUGGUAUCAUGAGCUUCGUCAUGCACGAAGCUGUUUACUUCGGCCGGAGCAUCCCCUGGAUCAUUAUCGACCAAAUUCCAUACUUCAACAAAUACAAGCUUCAGGGGGCCAAGAUCCCGACCAUGAAGGAACAAUGGACAUGCACAAAGCUGGUUAUACUCAGCCAUUUCACCGUUGAACUUCCUCAGAUCUGGCUCUUCCAUCCAAUGGCCAAGUCCUGCGGUAUGGAUACCGGCGUCCCGUUCCCGGCGUGGCAAACCAUGGCCAUUCAGAUUGCGAUCUUCUUCGUCUUGGAGGAUACAUGGCAUUACUGGAUGCACCGACUCUUUCACUGGGGUUUCUUCUACAAGAACAUCCAUAAGAUCCACCACCAAUACUCUGCUCCCUUCGGUCUCGCUGCUGAGUACGCGUCGCCAAUCGAGACGAUGGUUCUCGGCGCCGGUACUGUCAUCAUUCCAAUCAUCUGGUGCUUGGUGACCCAGAAUCUCCACGUCCUGACUAUGUACCUUUGGAUCACCUGCCGUCUCUUCCAAGCCAUCGAUGCCCACAGCGGAUACGAUUUCCCCUGGAGCUUGCACCAUUUCCUUCCGUUCUGGGCUGGAGCCGAGCAUCACGACGUUCACCACGAACAGUUUAUUGGAAACUAUGCCAGCAGCUUUAGAUGGUGGGAUUAUGUUAUGGACACCGAGUCUGGCCCCGAGGCCGCCAAGAAGAGACGUGAGCGCAAGCAAGCAAAGUUGGCAAAGAAGGCUCAGUAAAUGCGCUGAAGAGAGGAGAAAGGGUGUAUAUACCGAUGGCGGGUGCAGAGAUGCACAUAGGAGGAGCAUUGUACAGUGUACGGGAAGAGGAUGUCCGAAUGCAUGGCGGUUGGGGAGCAUAGCAUGGUAGUGCGGCGGUUCGCAGUCAAUGGGUAAUAGGAUUCUAGUCUGGAUUGGCUGGCUCUGUCUGCAACUACACGGCGUUUCUGAAUUUGGGCGUAAUGGAGGCUCCCCUAGAAUCAUACAGUAGACUACCUUGUAGUCACCUAAUUAAUAAAUACAUGACCUUACAACCUAUUCUGCCUCGCUGCUCUCUUCCUUAAUAUGCUCAGCUUGAUGCUGCUCAGUCUGUAUCCUACAAUCGCAUUAACUCAUCGCUACCAACCCAAACUCACUACACCUUCGAAGUCCCCUUCGGCACACAACAAUCACCCCCCUCACUCGCAACUCGAUCCACCAACUCCUUUCCCACCCCACCUGUUUCCCCCUUCCCCU
Molecule: messenger RNA, 1716 nt
Organism: Mollisia scopiformis
Lineage: Eukaryota; Fungi; Ascomycota; Leotiomycetes; Helotiales; Mollisiaceae
Product: putative methylsterol monooxygenase
Exons: 2
Coding region: 301-1221 (306 amino acids)
Biological process (GO): ergosterol biosynthetic process
Molecular function (GO): iron ion binding; C-4 methylsterol oxidase activity
Source: RefSeq, a predicted model, not a curated record